Molecule: messenger RNA, 1242 nt
Organism: Diutina rugosa
Lineage: Eukaryota; Fungi; Ascomycota; Pichiomycetes; Serinales; Debaryomycetaceae
Product: putative acyltransferase
Exons: 1
Coding region: 1-1242 (413 amino acids)
Cellular component (GO): endomembrane system
Molecular function (GO): acyltransferase activity
Source: RefSeq, a predicted model, not a curated record
AUGCUGUUACGAAACCUGUGGCCGGUGCUGAUCUUGCGGCUGGCGGUGCUCAUCCCCCUCUUCGUCGUCGGGUGCCCCCUGAUCGUUCUAACCCAGCUCUUGGGCUUUCUCGUCUUCCGCACCUGGUUCCCCAACCCGGGCUACUUGCAGGCGGUGAUCAACGUCACCAAGACCCAUUUCAUCAUCUUGCUCACGUUUAUUUCCCAGGUGAUCAGUCCCACGACGAUUAAUGUCACUUACGACCCCAACGUGGUUGGCGAGGGGGCAUUCACCACUAAUGCCAAAAACCAGCUUGUCAGCCACUUGCUGCCGAACCUGGUGAUCAUGCUGAACCACCAGAUCUACACCGAUUGGCUCUACCUCUGGUUUAUCGCCUAUACAUCGCAGCUUUCCAGCUGUAUCUACAUUGUCCUCAAGGACCUCUCCAAGAUCCCCGUGUUGGGCCAGGGGAUGAAGAACUACAACUUCUUGUUUCUCAGCCGCAAGUGGGCCGCCGAUAAGCCUGUACUCACUCGCCAAUUAGGGGAAAUCGACGCUAACGCUCGCGGCGUUGGUCCCGCUAAUGGCGUCACCCCCAUCACCGAGGAAACGAAGCUUGCCGCUGUGUGGCCGCCUCUGGUACCUGAAGGUCAACCGAAACAGGUGUGGCCCUACGAGCUCCUUAUCUUCCCCGAGGGGACAGUGAUGCUGAACCGCACCGUCAAUAAGCUGCGUGAAUUCUGCAAGGAGCAAGGACGCAAGCCCCUUGAAAACGUGUUGUUGCCUCGCGUGAGAGGGUUAUUCUUAGCCCUCCGCAAGCUCCGCCACAGUGUCGAGUUCGUCUACGACUUCACCACCGGCUACGGCGACUUGGGCCAGUACGAAUUCGGCGAGGAUAAGUUCCUGUUGAAGCGGUUUUACCUUAGAGGGUAUGGACCCCCUUCGAUUAACUACUACGUUGAUGCUUACCGGCUCAGCGAGAUCCCUUUGGGCGCCGAAACCGACGACGUCGACGACGCCGACCCCGAGGACUUGCGCAAGUUUGACGAGUGGUUGUCGCAGGUGUGGUACGCUAAGGACGCCCGCAUGCAGCAGUUCUACGAGCACGGCAAGUUUGUUGCCAAAAACAGCGAGGUGACGGUGCUGGCGCGGUUCGGGCUCUACCUGGUGUUGGAGAUCGUGCGGCCGUUUUUGCCCGUGGUCACGGUGUUGUUGGUGCUCAGAUGGGUGGUCAAAUUCCUCUACAAGACGGUGGUUAACUAA